GACGAUGGUGGAAACGUCCCACAGAAGAGACUCACUCUUAUCCAAACAUCUAAGUCUUGCAGCUCCUCACGUGUCGUUUCAGAUCCGUCUGUGGUUCCUAGCGUGCAUCAGAUCCUGCCAUCAGGCUAUUGGUGGUCUCUGCUGUACGCCACGGGCGUGGCCUUGCUCUGCCUGCUGGUGUGCCUGGUGGGAGCCCACAUCUACGCCAAGGCCACCUUCGUCAUCUUCCUAGUGGUCAUCUUCGUCCUGGUCAUGAUCUUCAUUAGCUUCUUUGUGGUGCAUCCAAGAACAAUCGUGCUGCCGAGCUCCAGCGCCUUCGGCCCUCAGGUGAACGGGACGGAGCCCAGGUUUCCCACCACCGCUAAUUUCACUGGAUUCAAACUGGAAACGCUGCUGGGAAACCUGUACGGUGGCUACACUGAGGAUUACACCACAGGGAAGAUGAUGACCUUCGCCACGGUGUUCGCCGUGAUGUUCAACGGCUGCACCGGCAUCAUGGCCGGCUCCAAUAUGUCAGGUGACCUGAAGAACCCCAGCUACGCCAUCCCCCGCGGCACCAUCACCGCCGUCAUCUUCACCUUCAUCAUCUACAACCUGCUGAGCCUCCUGGUGGCCUGCUCCUGCGAACGGGUUCUUCUUCAGAGGGACUACAGUUUCCUGAGAGACAUCAACAUCUGGAAUCCCUUCGUCAUCACCGGGGUUUACUGCUCCACGCUGUCCGCCGCUAUGAGCAAUCUCAUCGGAGCCUCUCGCAUCCUCUACGCCCUGGCCAAGGAUGACUUAUUCGGUACGGUUCUGUCUCUGGCUAAGAAGACGUCCCACAGCGGGAACCCCUGGGUCUCUGUGCUCAUGUCCUGGUUCUUGGUGCAGCUGGUGCUGUUUUCAGGGAAGCUCAACACCAUCGCCAGCAUUGUGACCAUCUUCUUCCUGCUGGUCUACGCCGCCGUGGACUUGGCGUGCCUCGCCCUGGAAUGGGCCUCGGCGCCUAACUUCAGGCCCACCUUCCGUUACUUCACCUGGUACACGUGCGUGCUGGGCAUCAUCGGCUGCGCCAUCAUGAUGUUCCUCAUCAACGCCAUCUACGCCUCGGCUAGCAUCGCCUUCAUGCUGCUCCUCCUCCUGCUGAUUCACUACCUCAGCCCCACGUCCAGCUGGGGAUACAUCAGCCAGGCUCUCAUUUUCCACCAGGUGCGUAAAUACCUUCUGAUGCUGGACGUGAGGAAAGACCACAUCAAGUUCUGGAGACCUCAGGUCCUCCUGAUGGUGUCCAACCCCCGCAGCAGCGUGGGCCUCAUCACCUUCAUCAACGACAUCAAGAAGAGCGGCCUGUACGUGCUGGGACACGUCCAGCUAGGAGACCUGAGCUCUCUGCCGUCGGACCCCCUCCAGGCUCAGUACGACUCCUGGCUGUCGCUGGUCGACCACCUGAACAUCAAGGCGUUUGUUAACCUGACGCUGGCCGAUUCUGUCCGCCACGGCGUCCAACAUCUCCUCUUCAUCUCCGGACUGGGCGGGAUGCGGCCCAACACCUUGGUCCUGGGUUUCUAUGACGACGGCCUCCCCAAGGAUAAGCUGAUUGAAUCGUCCUUGUUUCCCACCGAGUCGUCGGAUCCCGUGGUUUCCUCCCAGGUCCUGGAUCAGCCGCCUCCGUACCACUUCGCCGCCCUGCGGGGGUCCGGCGAUGCGGGUGAAUUUGGGAACGGGAAGGUUUUAGGCCCCCAGGAGUUCGUCUCCAUCAUUUCAGAUGCCAUGAAGAUGCUGAAGAACGUGGUUCUGGCCCGAUAUUUCAAUGACUUCGACCGAGCGCAGGUCCUCUCGCCGCCGUCCUCGGCAGCGAAGGUGUUUGUCGACGUGUGGCCGGUAAACCUGCUGCGACCGGACAGCUGCAGCUACGUGGACACCUGCUCCCUCUUCCUGCUGCAGAUGGCGUGCAUCCUGAACAUGGUGAAGGCGUGGCGGAAAGCCACGCUGCGGCUCUUCCUGUGCGUGGAGGAGGGGCGGAGCGUCAGAGGCUCGGAGGCCAAGCUGGGCCAGCUCCUCAAAGACCUGAGGAUCAAAGCUCAGGUGUACCCCGUUCCCUGGGACCAGGUGGUGGCGCUGCACUGGCAGAGGCAAGGCGGCUUCAGCAAGAACCAGAGGUCGCAGGCCGCCGACUCCGGCGCCGCCGAGGAGGAGAGCGAAGACGAUUACGUCAACAGCUUCCCCAGCAACGCCACGCGAGUCUCCGACGACUACCUGACGGCCGUCAAUAGGCUGAUCCUGGAUCAGGCCAUCCCGCCUCCCGCGGUGCGUUUCCUGUACCUGCCCCGCCCCCCCGCGGACACCCGCCGCUACGCCGCCUACCUUCACCAGCUGGAUCUGCUCACUCAGGACUUGGGUCCCGCUCUGCUGAUCCACGGAGUCACGCCUGUAAUCACCACCGACCUGUGAGCGCCGGCGGCUGCGACUGAACGGCGUUAAGGAGCUGCAGUAAUGGCCGCCCUCAUGGAGCAGCAGGAUUCCCUCCGGCGCAGCGUCGGCUCUGAUGUCAUUCCUCUAAUGUUCGUUCCACAUGUCCUCAGACCAUAAAGUGCCUUUUCCUCUCUACUGCUGCAGGAGUCGCUUCUUUUUCCUUUCAGAUGAACGACAUUAGAGAUGCUUUUCCAACAUGAAUUUUUUUCCCGGAUGAUUCCAUGUGGAUUCCAGGAAAACAUUCCUUUAAUCAAAAUGCACUAUUUUUCCUGACCUUUGCACGAUGCUCAGACGUGAAAAGCGUUCCGGGCUUCAGCCGCGGCUCCCACUGUUGAUGAUCUCCUGCGUCCUCGCCACUCCGCCGUUCCUCUCAGGAGGCCAUGUUGGUCCGCCGGCCUUCAGCUAAAUUGUUCGGAUGAAUUUAAAUAUCUGCUCAUCUCAUUACCUUAAGUGCUUCUAACGUUAAAAACAACUUUAUGCAAAUUGUGCUCAGCUGUGUGAACAAAGUGGGCUUUAUGUGAGAGUCCUGCUUUUAUCAGCGAACUAACAGACGCUUCCGUAGUAUUU
Molecule: messenger RNA, 3018 nt
Organism: Cyprinodon tularosa
Lineage: Eukaryota; Metazoa; Chordata; Actinopteri; Cyprinodontiformes; Cyprinodontidae
Product: solute carrier family 12 member 9-like
Exons: 10
Biological process (GO): chloride transmembrane transport; potassium ion import across plasma membrane; potassium ion homeostasis
Cellular component (GO): membrane
Molecular function (GO): potassium:chloride symporter activity
Source: RefSeq, a predicted model, not a curated record